This is a messenger RNA of Phaeoacremonium minimum UCRPA7, 1290 nucleotides long. Its product is annotated as putative hexose transporter protein. Gene Ontology annotation, biological process: carbohydrate transport; transmembrane transport. The record is from RefSeq and is a predicted model, not a curated record. Gene Ontology annotation, molecular function: carbohydrate:proton symporter activity. The coding region runs from base 1 to 1290 and encodes 429 amino acids. The transcript is spliced from 8 exons. NCBI's taxonomy places the organism in Eukaryota, Fungi, Ascomycota, Sordariomycetes, Togniniales, Togniniaceae. Gene Ontology annotation, cellular component: membrane.
AUGGGUUUCUUCGACGGCCCUUUGGGCCCUCUGCAACUUUAUAAGUCGAGCAAGCUCACAAUAGCUUUGACUACCCUCUCUUCAUGUAUCUUUGCGACGACAACUGGAUACGAUACAGCGUUGAUAAACGGCAUCAACAUCAUUCCCUCUUAUACCGAAACCUUGAAGCUUACCACAGUCACUAAGUCGCUCAAUGCCGCAGCAUCAUUCCUUGGCUGGGCUAUCGUGUCGACAUUCAUGGGUCCAGUGGUGGACCGUGUCGGACGCAGGACUGGUGUCUUGAUCUCUGUGUUUCUGAAGCUGAUCGGUGUUACAUUGAUGACGGCGGCCCAGAAUGUUGAAAUGUUUGUCAUUGGGAGAAUGGUUUUGGGUGCUGGAUCAGGCACGUCGUCAAUAGCCGCAUCGACCGACGGAGAUCGAACAGAUCCCGUUGCGCUGGAGCAAUUUCAGGAAAUUGUCAACACGCUCGAGGCGGAGCGUCGCGCUGGAAAGAAGUUGACAUACAAAGAGGUGCUGCGGACACCGAACUCCCGAAGACGCCUGAUGCUUGUCGUAUCAGUUGCUGUGCUCGCGAUGUCUAGCGGAAAUAAUAUUGUCUCAUAUUACUUGGGCGACAUGCUCAAGCAUGCUGGAAUUACCAACACGCAUACCCAGCUCGAAAUUAACAUCAUUCUUAACGCAUGGGCUCUUACUGUUGCCUGUGUUGGAACAGUUCUAAUGAAUGUUGCCGGACGUAAGAUGAUGUGCCUUGUAUCAGUUGGGGGAAUGACUCUGUUCCUAUUUCUUGUUGGUGCAUUUACAAAAUUAUACGGAGGAGGAGGCAAUAUAUCUGGCGUGUAUGGAACAGUGGCUACAAUUUUCCUUUUCCAGGGAAGCUACUCGAUUGGAAUUACUCCUCUUACGAUUCUAUAUCCGCCAGAGGUCCUCAACUUUUCUAUCCGAAGCAACGGAAUGGCGGCGUGGACAUUUUCCAUUACUUGCGGCGGUUUAUUCAGCGUCUUUGUAUGGCCAAUAGCGCUCGAGCAUAUUGGAUGGAGAACCUACAUGAUCAAUGCUGCAUGGAAUGUAGUACAAUUCAUAUUUGUAGCAAUCUUCUGGGUUGAGACGAAGGGCUUGACUCUCGAACAGAUUGAUGCCAAAUUCGAGGAAUUAAACCAGAGUGGCAACCUUGAUGUCGAAGAAAGCAACAACGGAAAGGAGAUGUUGGAAGGGGUGGAGAUGACUGAUAAGGAGGAUGAUGCUCCAGCAUCCACCAAGUUGGAGAGUGUGGCCCCGGUGAAGGAGCUCUAA